AUGGCCACCGCAACGUCUCACAACAAGAAAUCCUCGGCGGUCAAACGCAUCCUCUCGGAAGCACGAGAGCUAGGCUGUGACUCUUCCGAUCUGUACACGGCUGCGCCUUUGGAAGAUAACAUCUUUGAAUGGCACUUUACGUUGCGUGGGCCUGCCAACACGGAAUUCGCCGAUGGCCUCUAUCAUGGUCGCAUCCUGCUACCCGCCGAGUAUCCAAUGCGACCACCCAACCUGAUGUUGCUAACACCCAACGGGCGGUGGGAGUUGAACAAGAAGAUCUGCCUCACAUUUACCGGCUUCCACGAAGAGAUGUGGCAGCCGGCAUGGGGGAUAAGAACUGCAUUGUUGGGCCUGCAGACGUUCAUGACGGCCAAAGCAGAGGCAGCGGUGGGCAUCGGCAGUUUGGAUUAUCCGGUCGAGGCGAGAAAGAGGAUGGCAAGCGAGUCGAGGAGGUGGAGGUGUGACAUUUGCGAAAAAUCGACGCUCGAGAUGCUGCCGGACGCUGACGAGCAAGGUCGAGAGAAGAGGCAGGAAGCACUGCCAGAGGGGCUACAGGUCCAACUGAAUGCGCCAUCACACAAACCGUCGUCGGCGUCAUCCGACACGACGCAAUCGGAUCCCAUCCCGACACGGGCUUCUUCCGACCAAGCUUGCGAGCCAACAAUGUCUACAGCUGCUCCUACCGCUGCUGCUCCAACAUCACAACUCCACUACAGACCACCUGCAACAACUGCCGCUCCAACGCCCACAACCUCGUCUACGUCUUCAGCCGCUCCGACUCCAUCCGUAAUCCGCGUCUCGGCAAUAGAGCAGAAACUAUCCGUGAUCGACAACUGCAUCAAGGCGCUCGGCAUCCUCGUCGCCCUUCUCAUCGUCAAACGUCUCAUCUAA
Messenger RNA from Mycosarcoma maydis (corn smut), 891 nucleotides. Its product is annotated as putative E2 ubiquitin-conjugating enzyme. The transcript has a single exon. NCBI's taxonomy places the organism in Eukaryota, Fungi, Basidiomycota, Ustilaginomycetes, Ustilaginales. The coding region runs from base 1 to 891 and encodes 296 amino acids. The record is from RefSeq and is a predicted model, not a curated record.